Loa loa (African eye worm) is the source of this 1003-nucleotide messenger RNA. Its product is annotated as histone H2A, variant. Gene Ontology annotation, cellular component: nucleosome. Lineage: Eukaryota; Metazoa; Nematoda; Chromadorea; Rhabditida; Onchocercidae. The record is from RefSeq and is a predicted model, not a curated record. The transcript is spliced from 3 exons. The coding region runs from base 274 to 777 and encodes 167 amino acids. Gene Ontology annotation, molecular function: DNA binding; protein heterodimerization activity; structural constituent of chromatin.
GUUCCAGACAGAAGCUUUUAUGGCGGUAUUGGACAGCUUACUCGCAAAAAAAGAAGAUAAAUCGAGUGUGCCAUCCCCACCAAAUACAAGAAAGGUAGAAAGUUUACGAAAAUUUUCCAAACAUUUAUAGUAUCAGGACUCCCGAGUUUGUUCGAUCUACGGUAAAAGCAUUGCUUCAGGAACAUGAUAUUUAUACAUCAUUAGAGUUACAUCUCACUAAAUUAGUAGCGCUUAUAUGUAACUCUAUCCGAUGUUGGAAAUUUCAGAUCACUAAUGUUGGAAAUUGACGUUGGAAACUGGAUUAAAUUACAAAUCGAAAAAAAAGACUUAGAAUUACAGAAUAAAGGAGGUCGAUCACCAGCCGGGAAGCGAGGCGGUGGGAAAGCUAAGAAGGUAAGCAAAUCAGCUCGUGCUGGACUACUAUUUCCCGUAACCAAGUUUCAUCGACUGCUUAGGAAAGGUCGUUAUGCGAGACGGAUCUCUCAGUCCGCAGCUGUUUAUUUGAGCGCUGUCAUCGAGUAUCUUUCUGCCGAGAUGUUGGAGUUAUCCGGGAAUGCUUGUCGGGACAAUAAACGUCAGCGACUUAUCCCCCGUCAUAUCGUGCUUGCUAUGAAGAAUGACGAGGAGCUGAAUCAGUUCUGUGCUCGAGUUACCUGUCCCGGUGGUGGCGUCUUACCAUUUGUACAUCCAGCUCUAUUCGCAAAAGGUGCAAACUCAGUACCGCUGCGACCAGUGCGGCGAAUCAGUACCAGUUUGUGCGAACCAGGAACGACAUAAUCUACUGUCUUAUGUUUUGGCUCUGUAUCUUGAUCGCAUCGCAUGGGAAUCUUUUGCAAAAACUUAAUGGUCAUGUUGUUUGCAGAAAACCCAAGCCUCGCAUAGUUUGAUUUUCCUAACCUUGCAGAAUUCUGAUCUCCCAUUCAGAUGGGUACUACCGCUUCAUAAGCCAUAUCAGUACACAAAUUUGUAUAGCUCGUUGCCUCGUUCCCUCUUCCUCCAUAAC